Molecule: messenger RNA, 1068 nt
Organism: Daldinia loculata
Lineage: Eukaryota; Fungi; Ascomycota; Sordariomycetes; Xylariales; Hypoxylaceae
Product: Mis12 protein-domain-containing protein
Exons: 2
Coding region: 1-1068 (355 amino acids)
Biological process (GO): protein localization to kinetochore; mitotic cell cycle; kinetochore assembly
Cellular component (GO): chromosome, centromeric region; nucleus
Source: RefSeq, a predicted model, not a curated record
AUGACCGUGAACGUCCUAGCCGAGCGCGCCCUCAACAGCGUCGAGCAAGGCCUUCUAAACGCCUCCCCCGCAACCAUCGGCUUCAAACCCCCCAAGCCGUCCCGUAGCCACGCCCACGAUGCGCAAAAACAACAACAAGACCCGGCCGAAGCCGCCAAGACGGAAAUCGAGUCCGGCACGCAUCAGCUAGAAACCCUGCUAUGCGCCAGCAUCGACCGCAACUUCGACAAAUUCGAGAUCUACGUCCUGCGCAACAUCUUAACCGUCCGCCCCCCCGACGUGCGCUCCUGGAUUCGCCUCUCGCACUACGACGGCCUGGAUUUCUCUACUUCUUCUUCGAAUACGAAUCUGAAUCCGUCGCCUACCCUCGACAGCAUAAACCGCCUCCGCCGCAAACUGCGCGAGAGCAUGCGUCUGAACGCCCUCCUCACCGCCGAGCGCGCGCGCAACGAGAAGCUCCUGAGCGAACUACAGGAUCUCGUCGGGAUAUCCCCUUCGCACGUAAAAAGCGAAAAGACAUCCCCGCAACCACCAAUGUCCGCACCAGCGCGGAUUAAAAACAGCCCCUUCGCAUUCCUGCACCGCAAAGGCUCCCUCACGGCCGGCGGGUCCGAAGCCCCCCUCAGCACGACGACCGCAUUCACGCUCUCGCAGAUGCAAGCUCUGCGUGCGUUAUCUACUUCGUUGCGCACGAUUACCCCAGACCUAGCGCCUUCUGCUUCCGCCGCCGAGGCUAUGGAUAUCGAUGCCGACGACGACGACGACGGGGAUAAAGAGAAAGAGCGCAAGAGCUGGCGGCGCGAGCGUCUCGAGUACGUCGAGGGCGCUACGAGACGGUACUUGGAGACGGUUGAGGGGCUGGAGCUGGGGCGACACGGGGAGGUGCGUGAUGGGGAGUGGCAGGGUGCGGGCCGUGGGUUAGCUAGGGAUGAGGUUGGGGGUUUGGAGGGGGUGAUUACGCUGUUAGGGGGAGAGGAACAAGAGGAAAGGGAACAGGAAGGGGAUUCCUCUAGUACGGCGCGGAGAUCGGCGUCUUCGUCGAGGGACGAUCGGAUGGACGAGUCAUGA